This is a messenger RNA of Pelagomonas calceolata, 701 nucleotides long. The record is from the annotation of a GenBank genome assembly. NCBI's taxonomy places the organism in Eukaryota, Pelagophyceae, Pelagomonadales, Pelagomonadaceae.
CAAAACCCGCGCACAAGUUCACGCGCACGCGCUGUAGGCAUUGUUGGUGCUAUUGAUUAACGCGGCACUCUUUGUGUCACCAGCAUACAACACGAGCCGCCGCGCAACGUUUCACGGCCUCCAGGAGGCGGACAGCUCGGAGAGCAUCAGUGCCUCAGGAGAGCACGUGCGUCGCAGCCGCUCACGAACGCGUCGCGACGAGCGCAUCGAUCGAAGGCAGCACCGCCGCCACGCCGUCGACGCGCCCCCAAAAUCAGAACAGCCAUGUCAUCGACCGCGACCCCCUACCAGGGCGCCGGCUGGACGGAUCGAUUAUUAAACCGGGGCUUCGCGUUCGUCCACAUCUGGUCGCACUUCGUCCAGCUCGCCGCCUUCGUGGCGCCGCCCUUCUAUCUCCUUGCGAAAGUAUUGGACCUAUCAAUAAUACCGACGGGGACGGCGUUCGGGAUGGGGCUGAACGCGGGCGCGGCCUGCUACUGCGGCGCCAUGGAGGUGUUGGGAGCGACGCGGGACGCGGGCGACGACGGGAUCAUUGUUGCACCCGUGACCGCCGUCGCGUUUAUGAGUGUAGCGACGCGGUUCGAGUGGUCGCUGCUCUAUCAAUUUGUCGGAGUCUGCUGCGUCGGCCCGCUCGCGUCGAUGUGUGCGACGCUCUACGUGAAGCUGCGGCGCCCUAAGGUGAGUUAACUAUAAACCGCCCC